Messenger RNA from Electrophorus electricus (electric eel), 5222 nucleotides. It is a transcript of the gene otud7a, whose product is annotated as OTU deubiquitinase 7A. Gene Ontology annotation, cellular component: cytoplasm; nucleus. NCBI's taxonomy places the organism in Eukaryota, Metazoa, Chordata, Actinopteri, Gymnotiformes, Gymnotidae. Gene Ontology annotation, biological process: protein K11-linked deubiquitination; protein deubiquitination involved in ubiquitin-dependent protein catabolic process; protein K48-linked deubiquitination. The record is from RefSeq and is a predicted model, not a curated record. Gene Ontology annotation, molecular function: DNA binding; cysteine-type deubiquitinase activity; K63-linked polyubiquitin modification-dependent protein binding.
UCGCUGAAUGGCAUGAGGAUGAGGACGAGGAUGAGGGAGACAGCUCGACGAGGAGGCUGAUCUUGUCAUAUGAUUUUAAAGCCGUAUUUUCGAAGGGACCGAUCUAUUCAUAUUGACCCAGGGAUGAGGAACGAUGAAUGAAUAAGGAAAGCUCUAGCUGAGAUUCCAAGUUUUCCUCGUCUCCCCGGCCUGUGGUGGAAGUCAUGGAUUAAGGAAGAGGACCGUGAGCAUGUGUGCGUGCCUGUGUGUGAGCGUGUGAGGUCUUGGACAUAACCAUGGUGCUGAGGUGGCUGCUCCUGAACUCUUCGUGAAAAUAUUAAAAAUGAGAGCGUGAAGCUCUGGCUUCCUCGAAGGCCACCGCUGCAGGCUGGGCAGCACAGACACAUGAUCACAUGACUCUGGACAUGGACGCGGUCCUGUCAGACUUUGUUCGGUCCACGGGGGCGGAACCGGGUCUGGCACGAGACUUGCUGGAGGGUAAAAACUGGGACCUGAGCGCCGCUCUAAGUGACUAUGAGCAGUUGCGGCAGGUCCACACUGCCAACCUGCCCCAGGUGUUCAACGAGGGCCGUUACUACAAACAGCGGGAGAGGAGCGGAACCCCCCAGCACCUCAGCAAGAUGGACCAAUGCCUGCAGAGACAAGAGGAGAACACUCAGGAGAAGCGUCUCUCUCGGGGCAUCUCACACGCCAGCUCAGCCAUCAUGUCGCUGGCGCGGAUGCAAGUGACAGGCGAGUGUGCCAGGGAGCAGUUCCCCCUGGAGAUGCCCAUCUCCACCUUCCAGCUGCCCGACCUGAGCGUGUACAGUGAGGAUUUCCGGACCUUCAUCGAGCGGGACCUCAUCGAGCAGUCCACCAUGGUAGCAUUGGAGCAGGCAGGGCGUCUGAACUGGUGGUCCACUAUGUGUACCAGCUGUAAAAAGCUGCUGCCAUUAGCAACCACAGGGGAUGGCAACUGCCUACUGCACGCCGCCUCCUUAGGAAUGUGGGGCUUCCACGACAGAGACCUGGUGCUGAGGAAGAGUCUGUAUGCCAUGAUGAAGAGCGGAGCUGAGAGGGAGGCUUUGAAAAGAAGAUGGAGAUGGCAGCAGACACAGCAGAACAAAGAGUCAGGAUUGGUGUACACGGAGGAAGAGUGGGAGAGGGAGUGGAAUGAGUUAUUGAAGUUGGCCUCCAGUGAGCCUCGCACGCACUUCAGCAAGAGCGGCGGCCCCAGUGGAGGUGUGGAUAACUCAGAGGAUCCAGUGUAUGAGAGUCUAGAGGAGUUCCACGUGUUUGUGUUGGCCCAUGUCCUGAGAAGGCCCAUCGUGGUAGUGGCGGACACCAUGCUCCGAGACUCCGGCGGAGAAGCAUUCGCACCCAUACCCUUUGGCGGUCUCUACCUGCCCCUGGAGGUGCCGCCCCAACGCUGCCACUGCUCUCCGCUUGUGCUCGCCUACGACCAGGCCCACUUCUCUGCCCUCGUCUCCAUGGAGCAGAGAGACCAGCAGAGAGAGCAAGCCGUGAUCCCUCUGACAGACUCCGAGCACAAGCUGUUAGCACUGCACUUUGCUGUGGACCCUGGCCGAGAUUGGGAGUGGGGGAGGGGCGACAACGACAACACCAAGAUGGCCAAUCUUAUCCUGUCACUGGAGGCUAAGUUAAACCUUCUGCACAGUUAUAUGAAUGUAACAUGGAUCCGAAUACCAUCAGAGACCAGGGCUCCUCUCGCCCAGCCGGAGUCUCCCACUGCCUCGGCAGGCGAAGACGUGCAGUCGCUGGCCGAAUCCAUGGACUCAGACCGUGAGUCUGUCUGCAGCAACUCCAACGUCAACAAUGGCAAGUCCAGCAAAGAGAAGGACAAAGAAAAGCAGCGUAAGGACAAGGAGAAAGCCCGCGCCGACUCGGUGGCCAACAAGCUGGGCAGCUUCAGCAAGACCUUGGGCAUCAAGCUGAAGAAGAACAUGGGCGGCCUGGGCGGGCUGGUGCACAGCAAAAUCAGCAAGUCGACCACCACGAACGGGCGCGCCGUGGAGAACGGUGAGCAGAAGCCCAAGAAGAAGGACUCCAAAGCACGCAAAGGGAGCAAAGAGGAGUCGGGCCAGUCGGCCAGCACGUCCUCCUCGGAGAAGGCAACCAGCCCCUCGCCUACAGAGAGAGCCUCGGGCAGCUCGCCCAGCGAGAGGCAGCCUGGCUCAGGCAAGAUCGCGGGCGAGCGGACGCUGGACAACUGGAAGUAUAGCACGGACGUCAAGCUGAGCCUGAACAUAUUGCGUGCGGCCAUGCAGGGCGAGCGCAAGUUCAUUUUCGCCGGGCUCCUGCUCACUAGCCACAGGCACCAGUUCCAUGAAGAAAUGAUCAGCUACUAUCUGAGCAGCGCACAGGAGCGCUUCAGCAGCGAACAGGAGCAGAAGAGGAAGGCGGAGGCGGAGAGGAAGCCGGCGACCAACGGUGCGGCGCCGAAAAGGGCGGAGCCCGAGAGCGCCUUCCCGCGUGAGCCCUCCGACAGCUCCCCCGCCGAGAGCUGCUCACCUGUCCUGCAGCCAUCCUGCACGAGCCACAUCCCUCUGCCCAGGAACAGCCCCACGCUGACCGCCUUGCCCGCAGUCGCCCCAAGCGUCACGCCGGCCUCGGUCCCCGCCACGUCUGCCUCGCCCGUCCCCUUCUCGUCCCCCAGCAACGGUGCUAAAAGACCAGGGCCUGUCCCCGUGUCGGCACACUACAGCCAUACGCCGCCCGUCCAGAGGCACAGUGUCAUCCACCUGCGGGACACGAACACACAGUCUUCCGGCUACCAGGCUGAACCCUACAAGCCGGCGGUGGGCACGCUGAAGACCUGCGCCACAUACCCACAGCAGAACCGCUCACUUUCUUCCCAAAGCUACAGCCCGGCACGCAUGUCUGGGGUCCGCACCGUCCACACCGGGCACGAGGCCGUGCCGUACAACAUGCCCGGCGAGCACAAGUCCCACACCUACACUAACGGCUUUGACGCCGGCGACAUCCAGGACUGCCUGGAGUUUGCCGACGAGGAGCCGCCGCUACCCCACGCCUGGCUCAGUCACGAGCGACCCAAGGGCCGCAGUGGGACCUGCCCCGUGUACUGCUUCCAGCAGAAGCGAUGCAAGAGGGAGAACUGCUCUUUCUACGGGCGGCCCGAAACCGAAAACUACUGCUCCUACUGCUACAGAGAGGAGAUGAAACACAGGGAGAGAGAAAGCAAAGUCCACCGGCCUGGAUAGCCCCAUGAGUGCUCACACACACACACACACACACACACACAUAUUUGGAAACAUUGUGUGUGCGCAGAGUUAACCUCAUCGAAAGACAGUAGUGACCCAAUCACCUUCUGCAAUCGAAGAUAGAUAGAAUAUACUGGCAAAACAGUUUCUUACUCUAAUUAAGAAUGGUCUCCUUGUACUCUAAUCCCCUUUCUCAUAAUGGCAAAAGAACACUGUUACUUUAGGAAGAAAGGAAAUACCAUAACUGGAAUCAGUUUACAGAGAGUUUGCGCCAGAGAUUGUGCUGUCGUUUUCUUUACCAGUUUGUGUUUUGUCUGAUUGAAUUUGAAAACUUUUACUUGUUCUAGAGUAAAAGCUCACGUCUGCGCAUUUUGCUCAGUCUGUAAUAUAAAAUUCCUUGUAUUAGCUGAAAGUGAUGUACAAGCAUAUGUCAAUCUUCUCAGAGCGCCCCAAAGCUGAAGGGCAUGUCCGUUCAGAGGUCAUUUGAAUGCAAUACUUCACGGCAUUGCUCCUUGAAAUCUUAAUACAAAAUAUGUCUUUCUGCUGUGCAUUGCAAAUAAUUAAAACGGGAGGUACAUGCACUGCUAAGCAUGGGAUUUUUUUAAAAGCAAUAAGUUCGGUAAUGUCUGCAGCCCACCCCCCUUUUCUAUCUAUGCAUCCAUAAUGUCAGCCAUAGUAAUAUUGUCCCCGUGCAGAUCUGAGUGUGAUUCGAUCUGUCCUGAUUUAAGAGGAUUGUGGUGAAACAUUUUAUAUGUAGCCAACCGAGAUGUCCUGGAUUGUGCAAAAUCUGUUGUAAUUCAGAUUAAACAGCACAUACUAAAAAGUCCUCUGUGUAUGUAGGUUUGCAUUCCAUGCAGGGUUACUUGCUAUCUGAUACAAUACAGAAAUGUAUAUUGCUAGCAGCAUGCGCAAUAUAUCACAUUCACAGUAGCAAGUGGUGGGCUUAUGUAAAAUAAAACUACUCAUGACAAAUUUUGACAGUGCUCUCAUAGUACCAAGGUAAUGGAAUACAAACCUUUAUACACUUGAGUAAUGGACUAAGGGUGAAAUGCAAAUGGAGAUCUGUCUGCAGUGUUUGUCAUUACUGGUUAUGCACAUUGGUUAUCCUGUGGUGUGUUGGAUGUGAUAGCUGUUUCUCAUCAUACAUUCAGUAAUGUAGGAGCACUACCAUGCCAGUCUCUCACAGACAGACCCACCUGAGUAUGGGCCAACAAAAGAAAAAAAAAAAUUAUUCUCUUCUAUUUGAAAUCCUCAGGUAUUGUGUUAAAUAUCGUGGUAUAAUUUUUGCACAUUAGCCUGUUUGAUCCCUAAACUUAUAACAGAAUAUUUUAAGUGUUUAUCAAAGCUGAACAAUUUAGAUCAAAAUCUGAACGUUGACACGCACACUGGAAAAGCGUGCCUUUUCCACACAGCUAAGACAGAGCUAACGGCAGCGAAGGUGCUCUGAAGGUGACGCAUAACAAAUGUACCGUCUGAACUAGACGGGCCGGUGUUUCGCAGCUCUAAAGCUUUGCGUGUGUUGUGCGACAGGACAGUGCACUGUGGCUGACCGCAGUCAGGCUGGGAAACCUUUGCCAUACAAGGCACCACAUGCCUUCGGGGCUGGGCAAUAGCGUUAGAUUUUCAGCCCCCUCUUGCCUGGACACAGCGAAGGGCCUCUCCACGCGCUCCUCCUGCCCAGCGAGUGGGCCAGGCUGACCCCUCCCUUGCACGUUCCUACACCUCAUGCCUCCGGCUCUCCAGAACAAGGAUGCCCUCUGCUUCUCUUCCCAAGAUUCUACUGCACCAUCCACCGCACCUUCUUUGUCCAGCCCCACCCCUCUUCUUCCUCUGUUUCGUGUGACGGGAUCAUGAACUCACGCCGUCUUAGAAUUGUAAAAUAUGAUUUUGUAUUCAUUUGACAGUUUUACACUACUUUAAAUUAUUAAUUUGCAUAAUUAGGUACCAAUGUAAAUAGUAGAAAUAAGAAAAAAGAAAACAACGAGAUUAGUUUAUUGGUAA